CAUUCUGAACCUGAAAAGAAAGACAAAACAUUACAGUUUUCGUAGUUUUCUUUCUUAAGCACUUACAAACAUUCUGAAGUAACUUACUUAUUUGUGGGGCUUUUACGACGUGACUAGGAGUGAUUUUCAGUGGUUGUAUCCGUUGAAAUGGUCCGCACACUGCCCGUAGUGAAACGUUAGAAAUUUUGCUUCUAUCCGAGGUGUAAGCACUAAGCACCGAACCGACUAUGUGCUGCAGAACAUUUCUUCCGUUAUUGCGGAUUGUUUAUGAGUCCGCUUCUUCCCGGGAUACGCAAUGCGUUCGUCUUUCUUUGUGUACUUCGCUGCCUCGCAGAACAUAUGCAUCAGCCGUGCGCCUAGCCGAAGUUGGGAAGUUCGAAGAACCUAAGGAGCAGAACCUGAAAUACCCCACGGGACAGUUGUUCUUACAUCGGAUAUUUGGAUACAGAGGUGUGGUAUUAUUCCCGUGGCUGGCCAGAGUUUUCGACAGGGAUCUCGCAGGAAGGAAAGAAGGCAUCAAGAUCGAUCCUGCUCAGAACGAAGGCGCUGCCUUCAACAAUAUCGGGACGGGUCGUGAUGUGAAGGGCCGAGCUGUGCCAUAUUAUCAAGUUUUGAUUGACGCGCGGGAUUGCCCGCACAUUCGAGCUCAGUCGGAGACGGUGACGUUUCUUGGACAUCAGGAAAGCAGUAGAUCUCUGUACUCUAUUCCUGGAUACCCUUCCCCGCUGUCGAUCCCUGUGCGUCGCCUGCACGCUACUCCGCAGACCCGCUCCGCCGGGCAGCACCGUGAGCGCGUGGCUGUUGCAGGCGUUUGGAAGCCACGCACUUUCUCGAAGCCCUCUUCAGUUAUAACGCAGCCAACCGACUUUAUUGGAUUCCUGACGAAAUAUAUAACAUUUCGGGCCUGCAUAUCGACAACCUGGAUGAUCUUCCAGAGACAGAGGGAAUGUUUGUUAACGAUACAGACACAUUUCAAGCCGUCGUUGACCGGAUCCUUAGCUGGCCAAAAAGGAAAAUUCUCUUGGCUGAUUCCCCGGGAGUCGGCAAAUCGUCCGCCGCUCUCAUCACUGCGCUAAAAUGAUUCCGGAUUGUGAUGUCAGCUGGUUCCACUUUCCUAUCAGUGAUGACGUAUGUGGAUUCAAAUUUAAAAAGGGUCAACCGAAGCAGACUGAAAUCGUCUCUGUCCCAAAGAAAGAUUUUAAUUCGUUUCUCCGAUGUCAGAACUGGGCGGACGCGCAGCUUCUCAUCGUUGAUGGAUUAACGGACAAAGAGCAGGAUCUCAGCUCGAUAAUGAAUUAUUUGGGAAAUUUUGUUCGCCGGAGCGUCCGUAGCCGAUGCAUUGUCGCUUCCUCACUAGCGGCUUCAAAGGUUUUCACUCGUGCUAAAUUUUACCAUGUCCCAGUUUGUGCGCCGGAUUUGGAUGAUUACAACACUGCUAUUACGAAGUCGGAUUUUUUGGCUUCCGUUUGGAAUACAUUAGCCGAUGACUAUCACUGCCCCGCUGGAGACGGUGGUAUGCAGCGCAUACAUGAAUAUUACAAAGAGAUAUUUGACGAGGAGAAAUUUCCGCUGAGUGAAAUGAGCAAAGAUGGACGACUAAUAAUGAGUGAAUCUAAUGCGCGGCGUUUGGUAGCCAAGAAAUGGCGAUUUGCUGGCCAUUCCUGGCGCUACAUGUUUUAUACCACAGUGGAUAAUAUCAAAGCGGACAUAAUGGAUGCUAUAGAUGCCAUCGGCCCGAUGGAAGAGCUGUACCAAUACUUAAUACAUGGACGUGGGCCGAAAAAUGACGAUACCAAGAACCGGUUGGUUUUCAAAUGCAGCGCCGGACAAACACUGGUGAGUCCAUAUGCCGCUGAAAUGCUGGUACUCUGCAGUGAGCGAUCGCCGGCCGUACUUCAGCGUUUGCAGCCAUUUCUGGCUCAUCUGUUUGGGAGAGGAACCGAGGGGAAGUGUUUCGAACUGAAAUUUUUUCAACGAUUCAGAGUAAAAAACUCUUACUCAGAGACGGGAACGGAAAGCCUGUGCUGAAGGAUGAUUUAGAAGGACAGCUGUUCGAGGCAGACUGCGCGAUGUUUGAGGGGAUUUACAGGUUGGAAGACCAGGCGCGGCUAAAAGAUCUCUGGAAAACCGUCGACAGUGGUUUAUGGAUUAAGCCGACCCGUGAAAACCAGGCCGGUUUCGACGCGGUUUACAUCGACAAGAAGACGCAUUCCGUGCGAAUGUUUCAGGUUACUGUGCGACAAGAAGAUCAUCCAUGUAAAACUAAGCCAUUUGUAAGCUUUGCAAGACAACUGGUCAAGAAGUAUGGAUUCGUCAUCCGACAUGCCGAAAUUAUUUUUGUACUGGACUCUGACCCCAAAAAGUUCAAUGUUGGAAGUCUGCUGGAUAAGCCGAAAGCACACGAACUGAACGAUUACCCAUUUCCUUUACGAGAUUCUUACGAUCAUAAAUUUGCUGAUGUCCGUGUGUAUGCUGUGAGGCUAGAAAAUGUUCUCAUUCCGGACCCACAGGAUAAAUUUUGAAUCCUGUGGUAUGAUUGAGAAGAUUGGUUGGGCACCGAAUAUGGGGAUUUUGGCAUUUGGUUGAUGAUAUCUGCUGAUUACUGAAACAAGUUUUGAUAAUUACCUACGGUUUCUAUUCUGGUUUCAGUAUUUUACUGUUUGGUACUUACUCCUGGCACGUUACUAACGUAGGCGAUCUGUGUUACUUAUUAAUACGAUUUUGCAGAUCAUGUGAAAGCUUUGAGUCAAGCACGCGUUUUACAAACAGGAAACAUAUUAUAAACUUGAAAAUUAAAACAGUUCAAUUUUCUAAGUUUCCUUUCUUAUUAAUUAAGUUUAAUGAAGCCGAAAUAUAUUUCGGGAGUAGUGCAGUAUUUUCACUUGUUAUCGGUGGUUUAUGGCUACGCUAAACUGUUGUCCAUAAUUUUUAUGAUGCCCAGCUGAAUUUUGGAUAGGUAAUCCCGACUUCGUACCCGUACUGCACGCCAAGAUUCUCACAUUUAUCUGCUCAGACGUUGGGUGUUUUAUCUUUUGACAACAAAUGAAAAGAUUAAAUAUUUCCCUGCAGUCGGAGUUAAUUCCUUUUCUUUAAAUUAAACGGGUUGACUGGCGAGCCAGAGCAAUCUUCUCUGCAGAGCCAACUAAAUCGUAUCGCUGCGGAAAAAGAGUUGGAACUGUUAGCCCGGGAUAUGUCAGUAUGGUCUGAUCAUGGCGGAGAUAUGAAGGAUUCGUAUUUUGGCAACAGUGUGCGAUGUUAUGCGUUUCUUGCCGAUACCGAUUUAUGCUUCCGUGUUAACACGGUGACGGCAUUUUGUGAAGCCAGCAGACUGCUACCACGUAUUAUACAAGCGCUUCUUCCGGUACCAGCCUCGUUCAGAUACGUCCACCCUAACGCCACUUUAAUUGGAAAAGCACAAGUUGGCGCGGACAGUAUUGUUGGCGAGCGCACGGUCAUCCAGGACAAGGUGUCGAUUAAAAAAUCCGUUAUCGGACCGAACUGUAAAAUAUCGGAAAAGGCCAAAAUCAGUGGCUGUACGAUUAUGAACGACGUUUUCAUCGGAGAAAGUUGUAAUCUUCAGAACUGCAUAAUCGCCAGUCAGGCGCAAAUCGGAGACAAAUCCGACUUGAAAGAUUGCUUGGUCGGACAACAGUUCGAAGUUCCGGUCUCUUCCAAGCACUCCAGUGAUACGCUAACCGAUGGGGAAAGGCUGAUGGAGUACUAAUGUUCUUGUUCGGUCUCUGUUGUAAUGUGCGUUUUUCUAGACUUAUUUUUAUUGUGGAUUUGUAGUCGGUUUUCGUAUAAAUAAGCCUUGAG
Messenger RNA from Paramacrobiotus metropolitanus, 3816 nucleotides. Its product is annotated as translation initiation factor eIF-2B subunit gamma-like. Bases 3191 to 3724 code for a protein of 177 amino acids. Gene Ontology annotation, molecular function: DNA binding; translation initiation factor activity; guanyl-nucleotide exchange factor activity. The record is from RefSeq and is a predicted model, not a curated record. Gene Ontology annotation, cellular component: guanyl-nucleotide exchange factor complex; eukaryotic translation initiation factor 2B complex; nucleus. The transcript is spliced from 8 exons. Gene Ontology annotation, biological process: error-free translesion synthesis; cytoplasmic translational initiation. NCBI's taxonomy places the organism in Eukaryota, Metazoa, Tardigrada, Eutardigrada, Parachela, Macrobiotidae.